AUGCCGACUCCAAGUGUUAACCAUUCGACUUCGAUCGCCGAGGUGAUCUCCACCCGCACCUGUCCACCUGAUGCUGAUCGGGUUUCGACCUGGACAGACUCGCCGGACUCCCCUGGCUCGGUCAGUGAUGGUAUCGAUGAUGUUCUUUCACCUAAUAGUGCCAUCGCGCCGUCCGUGCUGAGUCGCUCCGACGAUGGCACCGUGCUCUUAGCGUCCGACCCGUUGAAAGUGGAAAGGAAGAUGCCCGGCGUGGAUGAAGAAUCUACGCCCGGCAGAUCAAGCUCUCCUGAAGAGACAUGCGAACGAAGCCAGUCAACCGUCGCACCCCCAAACUCAUCGCUCAUGCGAUAUGAGUUUUCCAACGUUCGGCUUCUGCCAAAUCACACCUCAUCCUUCCUUCGCUCAGGUAGUAGAUUCGUGGGCACACAGCAGUCGGACCGCCAAGUUUACAAUGUCGACGUGGAGAUCAAGCACGUGGACAUGGCCGAGUCCUCCCUCUGCGGCUACCUUCGCAUUCAAGGCCUUACCGAAGAUCACCCUACUCUCACUACAUAUUUCGAAGGCGAAAUCAUCGGAACCAAGCAUACAUUCCAAACUCGCAACGAAGCAUGGGGUGCUAAUGAGAAAACCGACAUACACCAUUGGUCUCGGUUUCCUGCGUGGAAACCGCUGGCUAAACAAGCCAAGCGGACUGAUUUCACAUACCGCAAUUUUGCUCAGCGCGAGCACGUGUUCAUGAGAUGGAAGGAAUACUUCCUCGUUCCUGAUCAUCGGGUUCGAACGAUCUCAGGUGCUAGCUUUGAGGGGUUCUACUACAUAUGUUUCAACCAAGUGGAGGGGUCUAUCAGCGGUGUCUACUUCCAUGCGAAGAGUGAACGGUAUGUCUCAACUUCCUCACACGACUGA
Molecule: messenger RNA, 906 nt
Organism: Penicillium atrosanguineum
Lineage: Eukaryota; Fungi; Ascomycota; Eurotiomycetes; Eurotiales; Aspergillaceae
Product: GID4/VID24 family protein
Exons: 3
Coding region: 1-906 (301 amino acids)
Biological process (GO): protein catabolic process in the vacuole; negative regulation of gluconeogenesis; protein targeting to vacuole
Cellular component (GO): GID complex; extrinsic component of membrane
Source: RefSeq, a predicted model, not a curated record